AACCACUGUCUUUUAAUCUACCGCACUGGGGGUUACCGUCUAAAUGUCUUAUUUUCUUCCCCAUUUACCUUCAGGUUGGCACGUCGACGAAGCUAUCAAGUCUGAGGAAGAUCGUGUAGUUGUCAUUCGAUUUGGCCACGACUGGGACAGCCAGUGUAUGACCAUGGAUGAAACCCUGUAUUCCGUCGCCGAGAAAGUACAGAACUUUGCUGUAAUCUAUCUGUGUGAUAUUACAGAGGUCCCAGACUUUAACAAGAUGUAUGAAUUAUAUGAUCCAUGCACUGUGAUGUUUUUCUAUCGAAACAAACAUAUCAUGAUUGAUUUGGGUACCGGUAACAAUAAUAAAAUAAAUUGGGCCAUGGAUAAUAAACAAGAAUUAAUUGACAUUAUCGAAACAGUUUAUCGUGGCGCUUCGAAAGGACGAGGUUUAGUUGUUUCUCCCAAAGAUUAUUCAACUCGUUACAGAUAUUAAUCCUACACCUCGCCGCCUCUUGUAUCGUACAUACACCCUUGUUCCUCUCGCGUCGUGAAAUAAAUAAUGGUAUCCCCCGUGCUCGUUGAACUAACAUCCCACUAUGAAGAAAUCAACUUUGAGUACAAUGCAUCGGCGAUCAACUUACUGCAAUACCCCAUUGUCUCGCAAUCUUCACUGCUGCCAAAACUCGUGCA
Lentinula edodes (shiitake mushroom) is the source of this 669-nucleotide messenger RNA. RefSeq names its product 4A/4B type thioredoxin-like protein. The record is from RefSeq and is a predicted model, not a curated record. Lineage: Eukaryota; Fungi; Basidiomycota; Agaricomycetes; Agaricales; Omphalotaceae. Gene Ontology annotation, biological process: mRNA splicing, via spliceosome. Bases 44 to 472 code for a protein of 142 amino acids. Gene Ontology annotation, cellular component: spliceosomal complex; U5 snRNP; U4/U6 x U5 tri-snRNP complex. The transcript has 6 exons.